Molecule: messenger RNA, 3267 nt
Organism: Homarus americanus (American lobster)
Lineage: Eukaryota; Metazoa; Arthropoda; Malacostraca; Decapoda; Nephropidae
Exons: 13
Coding region: 361-2313 (650 amino acids)
Molecular function (GO): protein binding
Source: RefSeq, a predicted model, not a curated record
CAGACACCGGUGGCUGGCAACGUGAGUGUGAGCACAGUGAAGCUGACGCCUGAGCCCGGAGACCAUGGGGUGCCGCUCGUGUGUAAAGCCUUCAGCCCCAACCUGCCCGGCUCCGUCCUCCACGACCAGAUCACCCUCGCUGUACACUUCGUGCCGGUGGCAACCAUCAGCAUCAGCGGCGGAGGCGGUGGCGAGGCUGGGGUACGUGAGGGAGGCUCCGUCACCUUCACCUGUCACCUCAAGGCCAAUCCCAGGGUCUAUAACGUUACCUGGUUCCAUAAUGGUCGGCCAUUGCGACGACUUCAGUGGGGAGCGCAGGUGAGCAACACGACGCUUCGGCUACGUAACGUGACGGCGUCCAUGAGGGGUUUGUACACCUGUGUGGGCAGCAACCUGGAGGGUGACGGCCAGAGCAACGCCGUCAACCUCAACGUUGAAUUCGCGCCGGUGUGUGACGAGAGCCAGCGAGAUGAAUACGUAGCUCCCCACGGUGGCUCCGCCACCAUAGCCUGCAGUAUCAUCGCCUACCCUGCCUCUGUCACCUUCACCUGGGCGCUCAAGAGGACGCCAGAGAGCCCGGCUGUGAGGUUGCAUAGUGUGGGCCGGGAGGAGGGGUUGACGGGGCACUACACACUAAGUCGAUUGGAGGAAGAGAGUGUAGAGGUGCUGUGUUGGGCCAAGAACUCCGUUGGUACACAAGCCUACCCCUGCAAGUUCACUGUUUAUACCCAGGGUCGUCCAGGUCCAGUUAGCAGCUGCAAGGUUGGGAACCACACAGCCUCUGGGUUCAUGGUCCGCUGCGUAUCUGGCCCCCUUAGGAGCAUGAACACGGAAUACACCUUGCUGGUCUAUGCUCAGAAGCAUGAGAGUAGCCGUGGCGGUACCGGGGAGAGAGGAGGAAGUAGCAGUACCAGUGGUAGCGGCGUCAGCACUAGUAGUAGCGGCAGCGGCAGUGACAGCAGCAGUAGAGGAGGCCAGCAGAAAAAGGAGGAGGAAGAAGCAGUUCAUACUCUAGGGCAGCUGGUCCGCAAUCUUACCACCACCUCCCCGUUCUUCGUCGUGGGAGGCCUACAAGCGGGGCAGGAGUUCGCCCUUGUGGUGCAGGUGUCUAACGAGGAGGGGGUCAGCCCACCCUACGUAAUCAGUGCCUUCACUCUCAAAGAUAAUGCCCAGACUGUCAUAGGGAUGCCGACAGGGGGCGGUGGCCGUACAAAUACUGGCACUAGUGGCACCAGCGGCAGUGGCGGCACCUCCUCGAGCGGUGGCAGCGGCGGCAGUGGUGGCAGCAAUAUCGGCGGCAGUGGCUUGGGCGGCACGGGUGAUGGGGGCGGCGGGAUUGUGGGCGGCGGGGAGGGUAUUAGUGGCUCGAGCAGGUUCCUGGAGCUGGUGCCGCCCAUGAUCAUCGUGCUGGUGGCCUCCCUGUCUUGUAUCCUCAUCAUGGCGCUUCUUGUCAUACUCCUGCUGAAGAGACGAGGCAGAUCACGCCGUAUGGAGCGAGAGAUGGAGCAGGUGAAGCUGAGCGAGGAGAUGGUGUUUGUACAUAGCAGAAACCCCGACAGCACCUCUCGUGACACCCCAGGUUCAAGCAGAAAAGGUGCCGACACGACGGAGACGCCAGGCAGCAGUACGGGCACCAUCGGUGGUGGUGGUGGAGGCGGGAGCGGUAGUGAGGCGGCAGGAGGUAGUGGUGUUGGUGGCGGUGGAGGUGGCAUCAGCGGCGGCGGUGGCAUCAGCGGCGGCGGUGGCAUCAUUAGCAGUGGUGGCGGAGGCGUCAUGAUGGGCGGCGUCGGGCGUGUGGUGGGCGUCGGUGGUGUGGUAGGGAUGGUGAGUGCCGUGGAUGAUGGUUCCUUCGGCUCCUGUAAUGGCGACCUCCUUACCACCACCUCCAGAGAUUCCCUCCUGGGUACACGAAGUAAACCGGGGGAGAUGCUGGAGAGUUUCCGAGGCGGUAGCACGACGCUGCCCAUCCUAGGGGUACAACAGCUGGGUGAGGACCCCGGCAGACACAUCGUGCUAGAAGGACUGCGUCCGCUGGGCUCCACACUCAGCACGUCCUGUUCCAGUUUCCGCACCGGCGUCCCCGUUGGUGGCGUGGGAGGCAUGGGUGGUGUAACUAACCUAGGAGCGAUGGGCAUGGGUGGCAUGGGAGGUAUGGGUGGCGUGCCCAGCAUGAUGAGUACAACUGGACUCAUCAACACGCCUUCCACCUCCUCCUCCCAUCUUCUGCAUGUGACUCUUGUCCCUGAAAACGUCGGAAAGGACAGAGCGCAGACACCUGGACCUCGGAGUAACGAAGGUGUGAGUGUGUUGUGAGGGCCGGCCUACACUAUAGGGACCAGUGGGUGCUGAAGCCUCCGCCUGGACCACGCAUCGCGCUAUCCAGUGGUUGUUAUAGUUUGGCCUGUACCACACAGACCUGUUACUACAAAAGGCAAUUAUAAACCACUGGGACAUUGGUUGCUUAAGACCUGUCCUGACCACCGGGUUCGAUUGCUGCAAUCCUGUGUGGAACACCGCGACUAGUGACUGGUGAAGACCAUUGUGGCCCACUGGGGGCAACAGUCGCUGAAGACCAGUGCUGUCUGCAAAAGACCAGUGGCUGCUGAAACUGAAGGCCAUUAUGGACCACAAGGACCGCUAACUGUUUAUUGGUGUGAGAGUUUAUAAAUUGUUGCUGAAUAUAUAUUGUAUCCGACAACUUGGUCUUGGCCACAAAGGUCAGUAAUUGCCGAAGGACAACUUGGACCAAUAGGAACUAGUAGGUCCUGAUGGCUCAUCUUGACCAAAGGGACCAACAACUGCUGAGGAACUUGCUGAAUCAGGGGAACUAGGAGAUGCUGGAGGAGCGGCUGGACGAAAAGCUUCAAUAACUGGCCUGGACUAGAGGGUCAAUUGAUACUGAACGUGGCCACCAGGACCAGUUACUGUUGAAGAACCUCCUGGACCAGAGGGAUACGUAACUGUAAGGGAGGACUGCUUUGCAUAACUGGAACCAGUCUUUACUGACGACAGAAUUAGAGCACAAUGGAUAAAACCCUCCUGUAAUUUUUUUUUAUAUAUGGAAAUUUGAUGGCGCACGUUUAAGACGGGUCCCGAAACUGUACACCUAUCCUGCUGGUCACUCGAUCAUGAGGAAACGGGACCUAUAGUGGGUUAAGGGUAACAAUGUUGGACUUCCUUGGUAUACAAUGUACCAUAUAAAAGUCUUCUGUAUUCUCUUGAGAUAAAAGACAAUGAACUUGGCUUUAUUUGCAUAUUUUACAUAUA